Molecule: messenger RNA, 4760 nt
Organism: Jaminaea rosea
Lineage: Eukaryota; Fungi; Basidiomycota; Exobasidiomycetes; Microstromatales
Product: Oligoxyloglucan reducing end-specific cellobiohydrolase
Exons: 4
Coding region: 107-4678 (1523 amino acids)
Biological process (GO): Golgi to vacuole transport; Golgi to endosome transport; protein targeting to vacuole
Cellular component (GO): Golgi apparatus; membrane
Molecular function (GO): protein binding
Source: RefSeq, a predicted model, not a curated record
CCGCUCAUCUCAUCCUGACCAACAUCAUCAUCAUCCUCACCGAUAAGCGCCCGCUCCCAACUAGCAAAGCAGCACACCAACCUACCCUCCUAGCAUCAGUGCUGCGAUGCUUCUUGGCAGGCCGUCUUCGUCGUUAUUCAUGCGGCUGGGCCUCAUCGCCGUCUUGGUGGCUGCCAUCUUGGCCAUCGCCCCGGAGCCAACACUAGCUGCAGGGCAGCCAGGCGUUUCGAUAUCUCGCUUUGAAUCGCUUCCAGGCAGAUUAUCCUACUUUGACGACUCCACCGUAGUCCUCUAUCACGACACAUUACGAGGGAAUGUCUACCGCAGCGAAGAUGAGGGCAAGGCCUGGAAGCAGGUGUCUGGCCCACCUGGCGGCAGCGCGUAUAUGCUGGUAGAGCACCCUUACGACAAGCGUAUGGCCUUCAUCUUGUCAUCUGGCAAGUCACAUUGGCGUUCAGCUGAUCGAGGCAAGACAUGGCAGGAGUUCAAGACUCCAGAACCACCAGCUGUUCGAGCUGGCCCCCCGCUCGAGUUCAAUGCAGACGAGAAACACUACGACUUCAUCAUCUUCACCGGCAAGAAGUGCAAACCUUGGACUCCCUGGGGUGGCGCAAUCUGCCACGACGAAGCAUACGUAACGCGCGAUGGCUUUGCGACCGAUCCGAAGCCGCUCAUCGAGUUCCUAAUCCAUUGCUCAUGGGCAAAGGCGACCCCCGAGCUUGCUGUCAAGCAGGAACAUCUGCAGAGAAUCUUCUGCAUUGCAUGGGAGGACAGCCCCACGCCGAGCGUCUCAACGGCUCUCAAUGAUCCAAUGCACAUGAUGCAGACGCUUCAUUCUCGUGGGGGCUACCAAAGCGCUGCUCGCCGUGAUGCGCCAUCCGCCACUCGCCUCUUCUACUCGGACGACUUCUUUGGGUCCCGCAGGCUGGUCGAAUUCGACAUGGGCAGAGAUGCCAAGCAUUUUGUCGGACUGGGCCCUUCGAAGCGCUACCUCGUCACUGCGCUGAGAGACAUCCAGAGCUCGAGCGGAGGUAACAUGGGGACAGAGAUGGCCAUGUUCGUGUCGCAGGACGGCAACAAGUGGCAGAAGGCCAAGUUCCCUCACGGCCAUGGCCUCAGAGAGAAUGCCUACACCGUGGUGGACUCUACGCUGCACUCGCUGGUCGUCGAUGUGCUGGAUGCGGGAGGUUCCUCGACGGGCGUACUGUUCACCAGCGACUCCGAAGGCGUCCACUUCGUCAAGAGCCUCGAGAGCACAUCCCGCGCUCCCAAUGGUAUCGUCGACUUUGAGCAUCUCGAGAACGUCGAGGGUGUGGCCAUCGCCAAUGUCGUCACAGAUCAAGGAGGAGGUAGGGGAGGGUACGAGAGCCGCAAAGUGAGAAGCAUGAUCACGUGGGAUGAUGGCAGUCGCUGGAACUACAUCAAGGCGCCGAAAGUCGACGGCGUCAAGUGCAACGUCGACAAUGUCGAGUCUUGCUCUCUGAAUCUCUUCUCCGUCACCAAGAUGCACAACACCGGGCGCGUCUUCUCCUCCACAGCCCCCGGCUUCGUCAUGGCCGUGGGGUCCAUCGGCGAUCGCCUCUUGCCGUACGAGGAGUGCGACACCUUCCUCAGUACAGACGCCGGCCGAACCUGGAAGUUGGCUUCCAAGGACGCGCACAAGUACGAGUUCGGCGAUCAGGGGAGCGUUCUUGUCAUCGUCGACGAUGAGGACACAACAAACCACAUCAGCUACACUUUCGACCAGGGUCAGACGUGGCACAAGCGCGACCUUGGUCUCAAAAUGCGAGCCAAGAUCCUCACGACAAUUCCAGACAGCACCUCUCUCAAAUUCCUCCUCAUUGGCACACAAAAUCGCAAGGACGCCGGCUCGCAGCCCAGGCACGUCUCCGUCUUCCUUGACUUUGCAACCGUAGGCAAGCGUGCGUGCGGGGAGAAGGACUUUGAGAAGUGGUACGCCGAAGGUGGCGAGACCAAGUGUCUCAUGGGCCACAAGCAGUGGUUCAAGCGCAGAAAGGCAGACGCCGACUGCUUCGUCAAGGAUAAGUUCCACGACCCUGUAGGACGAGAGGACCCUUGUCCUUGCACCGAGGAGGACUAUGAGUGCGACUUUGGCUACGCGCGGGACGAUACCGGCAACUGCGUCACAACGACCCGUGAGACGAUUCCUGCUGGAGAGUGCACGGCUGGAAAGAAGACAUUCAUGGGCUCUUCUGGCUAUCGCAAGAUCCCAGGUGAUAGCUGCGAUGCUGCCAAGGGGGUCAAGAAGGACCAAAAGGUGGAGAAACCAUGCGAUCAGGGCGCGCCCAAGCCUGGUACGGUGGGAAUGCAGCGUCACGAAUUCCCUGGCCGUAUCGAUGAUCACGCCUGGUUCCCGUCUUCGCCCAAUCUUUUGGCGUACGUCGACGAUGGCUCCAUCUGGGAGUCGAAGGACGAUGGCGCCAAUUGGUUCGAGAAGCUGCCCGACCCAGAGCGAGGCGAUCCUUCAAGCCGCUUCCUGACGAUGGCUCUGCACACGCACGACAAGGAGCGUGGCUACCUCAUCACGGCAGACCAGAUCGUAUGGUACACCUCAGAUCGCGGCAAUCAAUGGCACUGGUUCACGGCUCCCCAGCCGGCCAACGGCCUUGGUCUCCCCAUUCUGCAGUUCCACCCGCUGCAGAGCGACUGGCUCAUCUGGACAGGCAGCGAGGGCUGCACAUCCGGCGUCGAUGGGAGCAACUGUCAUGCUCGGUCUUGGUACAGUCUGGAUCACGGCCGCAACUGGCACAGCAUCGAAAAGUAUGUGCGCACAUGCGCAUGGGCGCGCGACCAGAGCUUCCCCGUCGACUCCAAGGCCAUCAUCUGUGAAUCCUACAAAAAGAAGGAAGGGUCGCAACGCAGCUUUGAUACGGGCAACAACGAUCUGCAGCUCGUCUGGGGCUCGCCGUACUGGCGCAAUCAGAAGGUGCUAUUCGACAAGGUCGUCGGCUUUGCCGUCUUUGAAGGCUUUCUCGUCGCUGCUGAGCUCAGUCGCUCUUCUGGUUCGAUCAAACUGAUGAUUUCGAUGGAUGGCCAGACCUUCGCGCAGGCCAAGAUGCCGCCCAACCUCCAACUUGACAACAAAGCCUACACCGUCCUCGACUCGGUGACGAAGUCCCUAUUCCUGCACGUCACAACGCACGCGACAUUAGGCACCGAGUGGGGCACUAUCCUCCGAUCGAAUGGCAACGGGACUUAUUACUCGCUUUCACAGGAAUUCGUCAACCGCAACGAAGCCGGCUACGUUGAUUUUGAGAAGAUGCUCGGCCUCGACGGUAUCGCGCUGAUCAAUGUCGUAAGCAACGCAGAUGACGCCUCGGUGUCAGGUCGCAAGGACCUCCAGACACGCAUUACGCACAACGAUGGUGGAAGAUGGAAGGAGAUGAUUCCUCCGCGAGUUGACGCCUUUGGAGCACCCUACGAAUGCAACACUCGUGGCUGCUCGCUACAUCUGCACGGCUUCACCGAGCGAGAGGACCCUCGCGACUCGUACAGCAGCCCUUCGGCCGUAGGCUUGAUGCUGGGUGUGGGCAACGUCGGGAAAAAGCUCGCGCCGUACAAGGACAGCGACACCUUUUUGACUCGCGACGGCGGCUUCACGUGGGAGGAGGUUCACAAGGACGCCCACAAGUGGGAGUUCGGCGACCAAGGCUCGAUCAUCCUGCUGGUCAACGACGAAGAGCCAACCGAUGUCGUCCGCUAUUCACUCAACGAGGGUUUGAAAUGGGAGACGUUCAACAUCGGAGAGCGCCUCCGCAUCAAGAAGAUCCUCACCGUUCCGGAGGACACGCAUCGCAAGUUUGUUCUCCUUGGAGAAAGCCCGCGCGCCCAGUCCAAGUCGGUGGCGAUUCAUCUCGACUUCUCCUCCAUCACGGGAAGAAAAUGCGUCCUGAAUCCCUCGAAGCCGGAGAGCGACGACUUUGAGCUAUGGAGCCCGAGUGAGGAGCGCUCCGAGCUCUGCCUGUUCGGCAGACAGACGUACUACUACCGAAGGAAGAGGAGCGCCGACUGCUUCAUUGGGACGCAGAUCAUUCAGCCGCAUUCAAUUGUGAAGAAUUGUAGCUGUACGGCUGCCGACUUUGAGUGCGAAUUCAACCACUACCGCGACGCGAGCGGGGAGUGCGUCCUUCAACCCGGUACUACUGCGCUCGCCUCCGAUCCCUAUGAGCAAUGUGUUGAGGGCGAUGAUUAUUGGUAUGAUAGAACCAAUGUGCGCAAGAUACCGUACUCUUCUUGCGACGGAGGCGCAAGGCCGGAUCGAGGCGCUCGUCACGUCUGCCCGAUGAGCACGCGACGACAUGGCUUCUUGUGGUGGACGACGAUCAUCAUUUCGCCGUUCGUGCUAGCAGGCCUUGUAGGAUACUGGUGGCUGCAGAGGAGCGCCGGUGGCCGUGCUUCGCAUGGGUCGAUUCGCUUGCCUGACCCCGGCUCGUACGCCGAGUCUCCCAUGGCACAAACAUUGGCCUCUGUCCCUUGGGCACUCGUCGGUCUAGCCAACACAGCUUGGGCCUGGAUCUCGCGGCAGGCAGAGAGCUUGCCGUUCCUGCAACGGCGUAUGCCGCGAACGCGAGCCUCGUAUGGCGGCUAUCGUGGACUGGCGCAAGAUGAGGAUGCGGCGAUCCUCCGCGACUACGACGAAGAGGACUUCGAUAGAUGAGCGGCUGGCCGUGAUUUAGGAGGCGUGAGAGUUUGGGUCAGCUCAGAGGGAUUGCCUGUGCCCGCGGAGGCGGGCGCGCGAU